Messenger RNA from Aphanomyces astaci, 1339 nucleotides. RefSeq lists its product as hypothetical. The transcript has 3 exons. Gene Ontology annotation, molecular function: tRNA dihydrouridine synthase activity; flavin adenine dinucleotide binding. The record is from RefSeq and is a predicted model, not a curated record. Bases 40 to 1254 code for a protein of 404 amino acids. NCBI's taxonomy places the organism in Eukaryota, Oomycota, Saprolegniomycetes, Saprolegniales, Verrucalvaceae. Gene Ontology annotation, biological process: tRNA dihydrouridine synthesis.
CGCCAAUCAAUCCAUCACAUUGACCGCGGCGCGCUAACAAUGGCAAGGAAGCCAGCGAAGUCUUCUUCACCGUCGUCGCGAGUGCCGAUCGUGAGUGUGGCGCCGAUGGUGGACGUGACAGAUCGUCACUUCCGGUCGUUGAUUCGCAUCAUGACGAAGCGGACGUUGCUGUACACGCCCAUGUUCCUCGCGCGUCGCGUGGCGCAGCGCAAGCGGCAUGAAGUGGCUCAGAUGCUUCUGUUUCGACCGGAGGAGUUGCCGCUGGCCGUGCAACUCGGCGGUAACGACGUCCGUCACAUCAUGGGCGCGGCUCGAAAGUGCCAAGACGCAGGCUUCAGUGAGAUCAACCUGAACCUCGGAUGUCCGGCCGGCACCGCGCAAGAGCGCAACUUUGGCGCGACGCUGAUGAAACCCCCCCACGACAAGAUCACGCACCUCGUCAGGACCAUGACAUCCCAGCUGGACACGCCCGUGUCCGUCAAGGUCCGCAUCGGCGUCGACUCGCAUGACGACUACCCGUUCUUCCGCGACUUCAUCGGCCGACUGCAUGCGCAAGGAGGGUGCAACCGAUUUGUAGUCCACGCGCGGAAGGCGCUUCUGGACGGCAUCAGCACUCGGCAGAAUCGGCUGGACGAGCUCGUGCCGCUGCGCCAUGAAUGGGUGUAUCGACUCAAGCAAGAGAUGCCGCAUGUCCACAUUGAAAUCAACGGCGGCAUCAAAUCCAUCGACGACAUGCAAACACAUUUAGCCCACCCUUGUGGCCUCGACGGCGUGAUGAUGGGGCGACUGGCACGAGAUGAUCCGUUUGCAUUCACCAACAUCGACGCGAGUUUAUUUGGCGAUGCACAUAUAUGGAAGCAUUUGUCUCCGCUAGAAGGCCGCAUGGAGGUGCUUCGGCAAUACGCUGAAUAUGCACUGGCCGAGCAAGAUCAAGGCGUCGAAUCUCGACGGGAGAUGCUCCUACGACCAACCAACCAACUGUUUCAAGGGCUUCCCGUAGAAAAGCGAGUGUUUGCUUCGCUACUGCGGAGCCCGUCGGCUGCAGAUCGACCGCAAAUGUUUGGCCAAGAACUGCUCCAAGUGCUACAACAACUGCCAGCUGCGGUCGACUCGGAGCGGAAACACAUGGCAACGCAGAAAAGGUGGUCCCCUCGAUAUCAACAACAACCACCAGAUACCCCCCAGAAACGGGCGAUCAAGGCCAUCCAAUCGCCGUUUCCAGCUUGGGCCAAGAAAAAGAAACCGAAUAAGUGAAAGACAUGUUCCCAAGCGCCCAAUUUCGCGGUUCAAAUAGAAUGUUUUGGUCGAAAGUUAUGUAAUCGUCCAAUUUAAAGAGCAA